GCUGUGAGUAUCCAAUUCCCAAGCAGGCAAGCACCCUCCACUAACUAGUCGCACGUUGUUAAGUGCGCAACCUUCGGUAACGAGAUGAAAUCAGGCCCCGUCCAAACUCACAUGGGCGACGACUCGUGUGGCCACGACAUGAAGCUGCUGAUGCCACCAUAUCCACAUGGCGCCAGCGGUUGAGCGGUAGCACCAAGGCACCUGCCCCGCUGGUCGACAAAACCCUGUGCUGCGCCUGCGACAUCAUCAAGCUGCUGCCGACCGGCACUGUCAUGGCCUUCCAUGCGCUGGCGCCGUCCUUCAGCAACCACGGUGUAUGCGGCACUGCCAGCCGGUACCUUACCCUCGUGCUCAUCGCUGCUUGCGCCGCCUCCUGCCUGCUGCUCUCCUUCACCGACAGCCUGGUCGGACACGACGGCCGGCUCUACUAUGGCGUCGCCAUGCCGCGGGGCUUCUACCCGUUCAACUUCGACGACGGGACAUGCGACGAGCGGACGUGCAAGUUCAACGACAUGCCGAGGAUGAAGAUCAAGGCGCUGGACUUCGUGCACGCGCUCGUCUCCGCGGUACUGUUCAUCGUCGUGGCCCUCGGCAACGCCGGCAUACAGAGCUGCCUGUUCCCGGACAUCGGAUCAGACGUCAGGGAAGUGCUCAUGAACCUGCCGGUGGGCCUAGGGUUCCUGUCCAGCAUGGUGUUCAUGAUCUUCCAGACAACCUGGAAGAGCAUCGGCUACACGGACCUGAUGCCUCGCCAACAAGAACAUGGGAAACGAAGCAAUAAUAAUGCCGUGUAUAAACAAAAAGAAAGAUCCGGUUGAUUAUUAUUAUCAGUUUACCAACAAUAACCACGGUUUCCAUCUAUGCAAUGCACCCUAAUUUGUUUUUAAUACAUAUUUAAGUUGAAAUUAAACCUUAUCUUAGACCAUAUAAA
Zea mays is the source of this 931-nucleotide messenger RNA. RefSeq names its product protein DMP4. The record is from RefSeq and is a predicted model, not a curated record. The coding region runs from base 273 to 818 and encodes 181 amino acids. The transcript has a single exon. Gene Ontology annotation, biological process: endomembrane system organization. Lineage: Eukaryota; Viridiplantae; Streptophyta; Magnoliopsida; Poales; Poaceae.